AUGUUCGAUGAACGUACGUGCGCUAUGCCAACGCGCAGACUGAUAUACGAAACAAGAACUCCGCUACGAGGACUCCUGUACCGAUCACAUGCUAGCACAUUUGUCGGUCACCGACGCUAGCAUCGUGCUGUCAUCAUUUUCCCAAAUGUAACCUAGAUUUAGAGCAAUGCUACAUACAGUAGGUGGGCUAACUCAUGAAAUGUCAACCGGAAUUCCGGAAUGCGUUUUCGUUUCGGAAAGAUUAAUUGAAUUGGAUUGUAAAACUAAUCAUCAUGAAGGAUAAUUCUAUAAUAAAUCAGUUACCUAGGGAUGCUGGCUUUCGAACGAACCUCUUUCCGCUUGCAUGUAAAAACUGCACUCUGUAAAAAAUGUCUACUUAAUUAGCAUGCAUUGAUUUUUGAUAUGCAUAAAAAUUCCAUUAUAUUUCAUGAAAAGCACGCAUAAAGGCAUUCAUCCUCUUGCUCAUUUGGUAGCGAAUGACGUCUCCUUUCACUUUUAUACUCGACAGAAGGGUGUAAUUCUGUUUUUAAAAGUUUAUAAUUGUGGGAUUUUUUAAUACCGUUAAAUGGCCCUUCAUAAAACGUCAUGUCUCUGCAUUUACCAAUUUGGCUUGUAAAGUUAAGAAUGUGGCGUAAAUCCACUGCUUCAUUUUAUGAACCUCAUAUGACCUCAUCUAAAUACGGUAGGGAAAUGUAUGGGUUUCCGUACGCGGAAGUUAUACGGCUUUAGUGUCGAAACCCUGAAUGCAAGUGUAACGGUAGGUCGGGUUGAAAAUUAUUCGGGAAUUGGAAUAGUUUUAUUAGACAGAAUUAAACCCUUCCAUCGAGUAUAAAAUUUAAAGAACACUUAAUUUUCUACUGAAUGAACAAAAGAAUGAAUAUUUUUAUGCAUGUUUUCCAUGAAAUAUAAUCGAAUCUUUAAGCGCAUCGGACAUCAAGUAAAAAAUGCAUGCUGUUUAAGUACUUAAGUAGUCAUUACGGAGUAUGGUGUUUGGAUGCUGCCGGAAAGAAGUUCCUUCAAAAGCCGGCGUCCUGGGUUAACUGAAUUAUUAUAGAAUUGUGCUGCACGAUAAUUGGCUUUACAACCUUACUUAAUUAAUCUUUUCGAAACGGAAACGCAUUCCGGAAUUUCGGUUGACAUUUCAUGAGUUAACCCACCUAUUGUGCGUGUUUACUGUUUUAGCAGCAACUUGUAGAGCUAUGCAAUCCACUAUCCAAUAUAUCACUAAAUGAUACAUCGUGUUAAAAUGUUUCUGGCACAAACAUUGCAUUUGCGGUGAUUUGCGUCCAAAGUGCAAAUGUGUGCAGAAAAGGAAAAGAACAAUAAGUCGCAGUUACUUUGGGAGAAAAGAGUUAAGACUGACUUGAUGUGUUCUCUUCAUAGGAUUCGUCUGUGCAUAUGUCCUUUGUCAAAUGUUGCCCUUGUGGACAUACUGCAUUGAAUAGUGUUGCAGUACGUUUACUGGCAUCAUAAUUAAUUAAUUUUCAUUUUUUCAGAUGUGUAGCUGCUAAGCAGCGAAAGUGUGUACUCAGAGCGCUAUAGUAAUCAGGCCAAAUUCCCUUUUGUAGGGAAAGACAGAACUCAUCAGAUUGAGGGAUUGAUUGUGUACGAAAACCUGAGUUACUCUCUCAGGCGACAGCGGUUGCUAGCAAAGCCUGGGCUGGUGUUGACUGCGUGCAGUCAUGCUUGGGUGUCCAUGAGACAGUGAUGGCAGCUCCCCUUGCAGGUUUGUGGUGGGGGCUUCAAGGAGUGUAAGCGUCUGCUAUGCCAUGAUCAGCAAACCAUGACUCCCGUGGCCUGGUAUGUUCUGACAGUUCUCUGGCACCUAACUUCCUGCCGGUGGAUCCCCGUGCGUUCUCAUUGGGUGCACAGGUCGUGAGCACGGCUGUCCAACCAUCCUCAUCGUCUUCCUGACCCGUCCUGGUGUUGUAAUUGUUGGUUAAAAUGCUGCUCAAGUGUGUGUUGUGGACCAGGGUGUGUGGUGGUAUGCCUAGUUGCGGGUCUGGCCGUGCCAGUCAACUGCGCUCUCCCUCACCUCCGGUCUUCUUGACUGCCCCUUGACAUCGGGCUCAGAUGAGGAGGAGGAGGAGGAGGAGGAGGAGGACGACGACGACGACGACGACGACGACGAAGAAGAAGAAGAAGAAGAAGAAGAAGAAGAAGAAGAAGAAGAAGAAGAAGAAGAAGAAGAAGGAGAAGGAGGAGGAGGAGGAGGAGGAGGAGGAGAGAGUGUCGUAGAUGCUGUGCAAGCCUACUACUGUUUACCUCUUGUGUAG
Molecule: messenger RNA, 2276 nt
Organism: Spirometra erinaceieuropaei
Lineage: Eukaryota; Metazoa; Platyhelminthes; Cestoda; Diphyllobothriidea; Diphyllobothriidae
Source: the annotation of a GenBank genome assembly